AAGUUUUCCACAGGAAGUGGGGGGUGCUGCUUCCGGUGUCGGCAGGGCUGGGGCGCGGAGGCGGUGCCGGUUGCACCGAGCGCUGGGGCCGGGGCCGCGGCCGCAUCCCGGAAUGCGAAGAGACUCCGAGGCCCGCAGCACAACACUAAAUUUGUAAUGAAAUGGAGUCUGGGUCAAGCUCUUUUCGAGUGGAAUUUCCAGAUUUUUCUAGCACCAUUUUGCAGAAGUUAAACCAGCAACGCCAGCAAGGACAACUAUGUGAUGUGUCCAUUGUAGUUCAGGGCCAUCUCUUCAGAGCCCACAAGGCUGUUCUUGCAGCUAGUUCACCUUACUUCUGUGAUCAGGUUCUCCUGAAAAACAGCAGGCGAAUAGUCCUGCCUGAUGUGAUGAAUCCCAGAGUAUUUGAAAACAUUCUUCUGUCUACCUACACAGGUCGGCUGGUAAUGCCUGCUCCAGAAAUUGUUAGUUAUUUGACAGCAGCAAGUUUCCUUCAGAUGUGGCACGUAGUGGAUAAAUGCACGGAAGUACUAGAGGGGAACCCAACGGUUCUGUGUCAGAAGAUGAAUCAUGGCAGUGAUCAUCAGUCCCCGAGCAGUAGCAGUUACAAUGGCCUUGUUGAAACCUUUGAGCUUGGGUCUGGAGGACAGACGGAAUUCCACAAAGUGCAGGAACUAAGGGAUGGUGAAAAUGAAGAAGAGAGCUCUAAAGAUGAACUGUCAUGUCAGCUGACAGAACAUGAGUACCUUCCCAGUAAUUCUUCAACAGAACAUGAUAGACUUAGCACUGGGAUGACAAGUCAGGAUGGUGAAGAAGGAACUAGCGAUAGUGCAGAGUAUCAAUAUACUAGACCUAUGUACAGCAAACCCAGCAUCAUGUCUCACAAGCGGUGGAUCCACGUGAAACCAGAACGAUUUGAACAAGACUGUGAAGGUGUUGAUAAUCCGUAUGAUGAACACCAAGUUUCUGAAUCCAUGAAUGCCAUUCAGGCAGAUCAUUCAAUCCAGUCUUCAGGUGUUGAAGACUUUCAUAUAAGUGACAAAAAGAUGGAAGCAGAAUUUGAUGAACAGGCAGAUGAAAGUAAUUAUGAUGAACAAGUUGACUUCUAUGGCUCAUCUAUGGAAGAAUUUUCUGGUGAAAGAGCAGAUGGAAAUUUAAGUGCUCACAGACAGGAUCUUAUGAUAGCAGCAGGCUAUGGUGAAGGCAUUGAAAUGGCUACGGGAAUUAAAGAAGAAACGUCCCUCACUGGAUUCUCACAUGCUGAUAAGCUGUAUCCUUGUCAGUGUGGUAAAAGCUUUACACACAAAAGUCAGAGAGAUCGGCAUAUGAGUAUGCACCUUGGUCUUCGACCUUAUGGCUGUGGUGUCUGUGGUAAGAAAUUCAAAAUGAAACACCAUCUUGUAGGCCAUAUGAAAAUUCAUACAGGCAUAAAACCAUAUGAGUGUAACAUCUGUGGGAAAAGGUUUAUGUGGCGGGACAGUUUUCAUCGGCAUGUGACCUCUUGUACCAAGUCAUACCAAGCUUCUAAAGCUGAGCAGAGUACUACUGAGAUGAACUAAGACAUUAGUGCUUACAUUUAUUUAGUAGAGUAAGAAAAAUAAACUAAUUAUGCAAAUGAUGUCUGGUACUUGCUAUUGUAAAUUCUCAAAAAAACCUAAGUUUUAAUGAUUAUGCUGGUAUAAGCAGACCAAACUUCUUAUUUUCCACUUCAGUUUUCCAGUAUUACUCCAAGUGUUCAAUGUGUGAAGUGCAAAUGGUUUACCUGAAAGGUGCUUGCAGAAUGAGGUCUGUAAGGUCUUUGUGACAUGGAUUGUAAUCCCAGCAGUUAGAAACCCUGUUUUUAUUUCUAAGUCUUUCUAACUUCACAUAAAACCCAGCUCUAAAUCGACCCAUAUCCUGCAAAUGCUUGUAUGAAGGAGGAAUUCAAGUAGCCCUCCUUAAUGAUAAAAAGAACUAGGAUGGUCAAACCAGGUUAUAUGAUUCACAUUUUAAGGAAAAAAAAAAGUAGGAUACCACCUCAAACUGGAGAUUGCCAACACACUUAACAUGCAUCAUUAGGUAGUCUACAUCAUUAAAUAGCCUUUGCUGUAUUGCUUAAUGAAAGGCUGUGUUGAAGAUGGUUUGGCUUCCUUUAUCUGUCUUCCAUUUUUUGUCCACCUUCAGUAGCACAAAUAUCUAAUUUUCUGCUGAUUUCUGAUUAGAGUCUGUAAGGCACUUAAAUAUAGUUGAGCACUAUACACAUUUCAAUCUGUAUUAAGUAUAAUUUGUCUUUGCUUCUCUAGGGUGUAAUGCUGUAUGACUCUUGGCUUGACUUGGUUUUGAUUGCUACAUCGUGAGAGCUUCUAGAAGUCUGUGCAAUAAGUCUGUCUUGUCAAAAAAAAAAAAGUAAGAUGUAACAUUUGGAACUUAUCCGAAAUAAUCAAAAGUUUAAGCUGUGGUUUUCUGUUUCAUGGCUUACUACAGUAGCAAGUACCAAACUCUGUGCGUUCAUGAAUUUACUUUAUAUUGGUACAAAAACUUCUUUGAGAACUUUUAUCUAGUUUUAGCAACCCGUUCCAGGAAAAUGAUUUAGUCAUUGAUAGGUAUUUAUACUUUUAGUUCUUGACUCUUUGAAUUUUAAGAACUAUAAUACAGAUUCUUGGUACUGAACUACUGUGACUGGUUACAUGUGAUCACGAGCAGCCAGAGUUGUUUUACCUCUUUAAAUCACGUUGCUUGUGGGGAAAAAAGAUAGAAGUAUGGUAUUUGGAUCUAUUAAUGGUACUGCAGAACAUGGUACCAUGCUCAUGUCCGAAGUCUGGAUUUUUGCUGGGAAGUGGCACUUCUGCUAUAUCCUGGGCUCUCAUUCUUGGGACAGAUGGAGGAGUGUUUGUAGUUCUGAGAGAUGCUGCCAGCUCUGCAGGUAGAGUGAAUGCAUCAAUUGUAAAGGUGGCAACAGGAUUUUGGGGUUGAAAGCUUAAUGCAGUCUUAUGCAAAAGCAAUUAACCCUUCUUUGUAGUUUACUAAAACAUAUUAUAAAAAGGAAAGAGCCUUUAGAGCAUACACAAACUAUAAUAAAAGAGGUGGUGUCCAAGUACAGUGCUGGUAACAUGGGGGGUGGGGGAGAAGUUAACCAGCAUCAAAGGUCUAAGCCUGUCUGACCCCAGUUUAUGUAUUAGAUACAUAUUAGAUAUGCAGGAAAACAUACUUAAACAGAUGACCCUGUAUGGUGAAGCAAACACACACAAAGAUAAUUACUAUUUAGAUGCUUUUUUGAACUCCUGGUUACAAAUUGUCUGAAGAUACAACUGGACUGUAUCCUGAACAUGAAUGUCUGGUACAAGGUGGGGGUUUACUACUCAGUGGGCUGUAAUUACUAUAACUUCUUUUCCGGCAUUCUACUUAUAAACUUUUAAAUUUUUUUUUUAAGGGGCUCUUAAUUCUUAAUCUUCUGAUGCUUCAGAUAUUUUUCAUACGGAGUUUUGUUAAAACAGAUAUUCCCAAAUAUGAUGAACCCAUUGCUGGCAAUGGGCAUGAGUGGUCAGCACCAUAGAGUUCCUGUUCUUAGCACUUAAUUGAACUCUACAAUAAACCUCGGUGGCCAUAUAUAACCCUUGUAAUCAAGGUAACUAAACAGGGAUUUACUCACUAACACUGUAACCUGCUUAAUGUAUAGAAGCACUUUGUAUUUAAAAAAACAAACAAACAAAAACAAACCAUAAAUCUUUAUGUUUUUUAAACUUAGAAAUUAUAUUCCCUUUAUGGUUUGUUUCCACACUGCUAACACUGUCUUUUUUUAAUAUUAAAAAAUAAUAAUAUUAUAAUGCUUGCCUGUUUACAUGAGUGUAAAGGAAAAGGUUCUUGCACUCAAUGGCCCUAUUUUUCCAUUCUCCAAGGCCUUACUACAUACAGGGUGUCAUUUCUGCAAGUACCAUCAUCAUAUUUGAGGGAAGGUAUUGUCAUACUCAUUUCAAGAAUGACCUUGUAUAUUACAUUAGUUCUCAACCCCUUUCAAAUUGUCACUUCACUGUUGCAUGAAAAGGUUAAGGGUACCUCUUCCCAUUUAACCAUAAAAAGGCUGGUCAGAAACACCAGGCUGAAAAAAGCAAAACAUUAUUUCUGUUAAACCUAGACCAUCCUACAGAGCUGCCAGCAAAACUGUUUCUUUUACCAGCUUGGAAUGACUUUUAUAUGGGACGCUUCAAAGUUAAGCAUUACUCCUAUUUGCAGUUAGAGUUCUUUGAAAUAAAGCUUUAAAAUAAAAUGUACUGCGAGAGACACUUUAAAGGUUUUAUAACAGGUCCAGUAGAUCACAUUAUAGAACCAUGUCCUUUUUUAAUGACUUAGCAUGAAUAGUAAUUUUUUAAUAUUUGCCUAUUACUAUUUUACCCCAUAUUAGUACAUUGUCUUGAAAGUCCAGCAAAUGUUGCUCCACUGAUUUUGUAGCACUAGGCUUUCUGAUGUUAAUUUACAUGAAACUAAUUGAUUGCAGGAAAAUACUGAUACAAUUGUUAUGAGAUCUAGUUGGGAGGAUUGAUGAUUUAAGGGAAGCUUGAGAUACGUGUCUAAAAUCCUUACUUUUGCUUAUCAAAGGCAAAACAGUUGUCUUGUGGUGGUUUUCCUGAAUUUAAUUUAUUGCCCUUUGACAAACUUCUAAUCACUGAUUCGGGUUAUUAGGAGAAAAAGAUAACAAAAAAAUUAUUUAAACGCUUAAGGAAACACCUUUCCUCCCCCUUUCCCAGGCUCAACUGAAGUCCAGCACCCUCAGACCAGGACAUCUCCCUGAUCUGUUUCCCUUGUGUUCCCCGAGCGCUGCACUCACCUGUGCUGUUCCUGUAGUGAAGUGACAGAUCACACAGAGGGUGGGCUCAUGGGUGUACUGGCUUGUCCGGUGUGCUUCACUUCUUAGUGGUGUCUUCUGCUGCUCUGGGAUAGUCGGUGUCAACUGCUCAUAGUGACACUAAGCUAUAGUCCCUUCAGGGAUGUGCCAGUUCCAGCUUGGGUCUCCUGUGGGCCUCAGUUACUCAGAGGUACCUUUGAGCCAAAGUGCCCUCAGAAGUGAGUCUCUUCAGACAUGGACUCUGUCCUUCUCUGAGUGUCUCCAUUCAUGUCCUCAGUGUCUUCUCCAGGUGUUUUCCCAAGAGCAGCUCUUCAGUUCCCCUGUAUGUGUUUCUUCCCCAGGAGUACCUUCUCAUGUGUCUCCCUGCACCCGUUGCCAGCAGCUGCCACUCUUUCUUAAAUAUGUCUGAGCAGAGGCACUGUGCACACCUCUGGUUGAAGUUCUGGUGUGAAAUGCAUCGUUUACAUCAGUUUCAGUGCAAACUGUUUUGACCAGCACAGGGCAGUUGUCAACCUCCAGCCACAUGUCACCUUUGCAGCCCCCUGCUACUGAAACCCUGCAGUUCUGGCCGUGGGGAGAACAUCUGCCCUUGGUUUCUGUGGCCAGUCUGGCCCAAACCGCCAAAACAGUAAACCAAGAUCUGUCAGGCUCUUAAUCUUUUCUAAUGGAGUGGUCAAGAUACAGGAAAUUAUUUCUUGUUAGUGGGGAGGAGGGAAGGGAUACAUAUAUAUAUAUAUAAAAAGUGAAUGCAUAUGUAUAUGAUAAAUUUCAUCGAUCUUCCCUUAAGCUUCAUCACCUUUAAUAAUAUGGCUUAGAAACAUUUGUGCGUUUUUAUAUUGCUCACUGUUGGCUGUAGUAAAGCGAAUGUCUUCUGAAAACCAGAACCAUUGUGCACACAGGAGUCUUUCAGAAUGUCCUGCUACUGUGAAGCCAUUCAUUUUCUAUCAGUGGUAAGAAUGCUUAAUGAUACUACAGCUAAGUUCCUUUUCAUUCCACUUUGCAACUAAGAUGUUAAUUACCGUGGAAUCUGUGUAACUGCUAUUCUGAAAAAUUCAGCUGUUUGCAGGGUUAAGAUCUCUGUUCAGUUGUGUAUCUGACCUUUUUGAGGAAGGAGAUUCCUAUUUCACACACCACUCUUGGGGUUUUUAGUUUGUUUUUAAACAAUACCUUGUUUUAUGGGUGAGCAGGUAGACUCUAGAAGGUACUGUCAGUACAACUUUUGGUCUUAGCGUUUUUUUCAUCUGAGGUGUUUCUGGGGUUGAGAAACUGUCCCGUACCAAAAGUAAGAUAGAUGAUCAAAGGCUGAUGUAUUGGGUUUCUCAUUAUAAAAAGAAUACUGAUGUCCCUGUAGUAUUGAGUCUGAAAAAAUGGAGGCACUUCAGAUCUUGUAAUCCCAGCUUUUGCCUUGGUGCCAGAAGGGCGACCUGUCUCUGAAUUAGGAGAGCCUACAGUAGUAUUUUGAGUAUUUUGCUUUAACUGAAUUAGAACCUUUCUCAAGACAACAAAGGAGACUUGGGGUUUUUUUGUCAUUUAAAUGCUUCAUUGUAUAGCUAGGUUUCUUUAGCUAUAAGCUGUGAACUGUCAGUGCCCUAGGGGAAGAUGCUGGAGAACAAAAUGGUAUAUUUUUAAUGUGAUAAAAUUGUAAGUUUCGAUUUUUGCUUGAAGCCUGUGUCUGUCAGUUGCUGCUCCCUUUCUUUUUUUAAAUUAAUUAUGGGUUUCCAUGUUUCUUCCAGAAAUGUAACUGUUUAUGCAAGUCAAGUGAAUCUUCCUUAAUGAGCUAUAAGUUUUUAUUCUAAACAAGUCAUUUAUAAUAGUAAAUUUGCAUAUCUUGAUAUUUUGUGAGAUGUUAUGCUUGUACUGCAGAGGUUGGAUAGUUUUGUCUAUAAAUAUUGCUGUCCUAAUUGUACAGCAUGGUUUUAACUUAAUGUUACUGUUCAAUAUUUUCUUCUUAUAGAAGAGUCCCAUGCCCCUUUUUUUGUAUAACAUGUUUUAAUAAAUGUUAUCUGUCAACUUUGUAAAUGUUUUCUUAAGCUUGAAUGAAAGGAAUGCAUGUCUAGUACCAGUAUUUAAUAUUUCACUUUUGCCAAAACGAUAAGUGCUCAAAGUAAAAAAAUCCAAAAGUUGUUGAUUAUAUAACUUUAUUAAAUAUAUAAAGAAAAAAAGUGUA
Molecule: messenger RNA, 6983 nt
Organism: Calidris pugnax (ruff)
Lineage: Eukaryota; Metazoa; Chordata; Aves; Charadriiformes; Scolopacidae
Gene: ZBTB43
Product: zinc finger and BTB domain containing 43
Exons: 2
Coding region: 162-1556 (464 amino acids)
Biological process (GO): regulation of transcription by RNA polymerase II
Molecular function (GO): protein binding; DNA-binding transcription factor activity, RNA polymerase II-specific; RNA polymerase II cis-regulatory region sequence-specific DNA binding
Source: RefSeq, a predicted model, not a curated record